Molecule: messenger RNA, 4766 nt
Organism: Haliotis rubra (blacklip abalone)
Lineage: Eukaryota; Metazoa; Mollusca; Gastropoda; Lepetellida; Haliotidae
Product: ras association domain-containing protein 10-like
Exons: 4
Coding region: 1781-3430 (549 amino acids)
Source: RefSeq, a predicted model, not a curated record
AGGAAUGCGCCACGAUCGUUCAUUACUUGAGUAAUGCUGACAGGUUGUUCGUGGGGAAUUCCAACUGAAUAUAUGAGUUAACAUCAACAGUGUCGUCAACGGCAAUUCCCGGCAACACGACCUGAUUUGAUGACGACACAGCAUUGUGUGAAUGGGUUAAGUCGACCGUGGAACAUGUUAUAAUAAUUCACGAUACAGUCACUGGUGUCAAGAAGGGUUGACACAAGGAUUACAUGCUACAGAUUCACUGCACUUAAGCCUGAAGGGUUUUGACACCCGAUUGAUCCUGCUACCCGACAACGUAACACAGGGCGGCUCAAGUCUACCAUCUGACAACACUGGCGUUAAGGGUACAGAGACAUCGUCUACUGACGUUUUUGUAAAGGGUGAACUGGCUUGUAUACAGACCAUUCUAUACCACUGAAGCUUGUUUGAGAAGGGUCGAGAGCUGGUGAUGUAUCUAUAUAUCAUUGUGGUCACACAUUGUAGGUAUUCCACGACUGAUUGUUGCUGAACGCUAUGUACAUAGGAACCCACAUGGUGUAACACAAGUUCAAGGAUUGUAUGUUUGAAUAAGUGUUUGUGUUGAUUGUAAACCACUGUACCAGAUAUCUGUACUCUGGUUGUUCUGAAACAUCGUCAACAUGUUGAUCCUACCCGAUUCCAAGGACUCAUCUGUCACAUAUAUGAGGACUUACAUGUAAAGACCUGUGAACAUUUGUGCAGACUCCGCCAUCUCAUUUAUUAUAUUUUUGAAGCAUAUGCAGCGGCCUUUACCGACCACUUACCGAAAGAAGUUGACAUUACAGGUUAACCUUCAUCAGAUGAAAUCUAAAUAUUUAUAUCAAAAGGCGUCAGAACUGUUUGUCUUGACCCACGUCCACGGGGUGCCCGGAUGUUGUGUCCAUAACGUCAGUAGAAAACAUUAUGGUGGCCAAUGUUGGGUAUCUUGUAGAUUGCGUUUUGUGACGCUCUGCUUCUGGUGCCGACUUUAAUAUCAUCAUAAAUCAACAGCAACGACUGGCCUGUUAACAUCUCCUGGUGUGAUGGAUACGCCACCUCAGUGGCGAACGUGAUUGCAGUGGUGAGCUUGGGACAGCAGUCACAAGCGGAACUACCUCAGUGAGGGCGGUUGUCAAGUCGCUUCUCCUCCGUUGACGUCUCAGUGAGAGUAGGCUGGUGGAGUUAGCAGCGUUACAGACAUGUGAGUCGACAGCCAAGAGGAUAACGCUGCAGUUUGCACAACGACAGCACGACGGCAACUAGAGGUGUAUAACGGAGGUGUUUAAUUAUUCGAGGCAGAGCGAGGCAGGGAACAGGUGUCCAUGCUCCAGGUGUUGCAGAACUGCCACAACGUAUCUAUCACUUGUGUCUGCUCUAACACACGGAUAUACAUACUCCUGCAACAAAUAUGGUUAAAUAACCGCCGUUCCCCGGAACCCGGAAUUACAGGCAACUUUAAGACUUCUGGCAACAUCUGAUUAAUGUGUCCAGAUUUGCUUUUAACCUAUAUUAAGGUUAUGUGCAACACGGUGGAUGUACCAUACACGAAUUCAGGUGACUAUAUGCAUUCGUUACAUUGCUUGUUACGUAUAUGAGAAGUGACAACCUCGUUGUAUUUCAUUACCAAAGCGGACAAAGAACUGGACGGGAAAGUUCAUAUGUACCUCAUCUAUAUCUUGGUGUGCUCAGUUAGUGGAUAUCAGUCUGUGAAGUGACUGUGGAUCAUGCUUGGAUUAUACCAAGGACAGGUUCUCCUUCUCCAGUUUCACACAUAACUAUGGAGAUGGUCUUAGACUCUCCAAGCCCCGGUUCGCCCAAUCUCAUGACCUUUGACCACGCCACCGCGGAGAUUCCGAUAUUGCUUGACGGUACAGUAAGAUGGGUCACGGGCCUCACGAAGCGGACGACGUGCGAUGAUGUCAUAUACGCCCUACUGUACCAAGACGGCAACCACGAGGGCGAGACGACAGAAAACUACGCCAUCUUUGAAAGAUGGCGGGACGUGCAGCGGCCAUUGCAGGCCAGAACGAAAAUCAUGAAGAUCUGGAAGGCCUGGGGGGUAGAACAGAAUAACGUCGAGUUGUCGCUGAGAAGACUGCAGGAUUAUAGUUACGUAUCCGGCGAGUCGUACAGGACUAGUCGGAGACACAAGCGAAACAGGCAUAAGAGUCGUCAUGGCAACGACUGCGGGUGUCGACCUGGUGCACAUAGAAACUGCUACAGUACAGGGAAGUUGCGCUCUCUUGAGAGCCUUGUGAAGCUAGUCAUUGCGCAGGAACGGAAGUUGCAGGACCUGGGUGAAAGAAUUGAGAAAACAGAUGACAAAAUCGACAAUCUUGAAACCCGUCGCCAUUUUAGCCGUGUGAAACAAAAUGGCGACGAUUAUGUUCAAAGUGCUUACCUCGACAGUCUCAGUGAAGACAGUAUGGAUGAGUUGUUUGGUAAUGUGAAAUCAGAACAUAUUGAAGCGUAUUUGGAAUAUUGUGAGAGGAUUAUCAAACUUGAGGAUAAGUUAUCAGGUGAGAACAGUAAAGUGAGAGAUCUCACCAAGCAGCUACAGGAAUCUCUUGCCAGGAGUGACUGUGUAGGUAAAGGCUUGUCUAGUCUGAGUGACCUUGACCUCUCUUUGCCUCUGAGCCAGCAGCUGGAGCAGGUUCAGGUGGAGAUGAACCGCCUUGUGAGUGCAGGGAUGAUGCAAAAAUACCAGGAGGAUUCCAUCAAGCGGGAGUUGCAGCAGUGUGACAAGCAGGUCGAGGUCAAGAGGCAACUCAUCAGGUCACUCAAACGUGACCUGGACAGUCUUCAGGUCCCUCUGGACAGUCCCAAUGUGGACCAGAGACAGGACGAAUCCGCCGAGGAUGACAUGGACGACAGAGUGUCUAUUAUACAGGUGUAUGACUCUCCUCCCAAGUCGAGGAACAAGUCAGUGACGUUUGACGAUAGGUUGAAUCACAUGCAUGUUAUAGGGACGUCUCGUGAGAGUCUGAUGGAGAGGCUCGGUGGCAGUGACAGGAACGGAGACAGCUCCACCAAUCAUCAGAUCCCUCCCUAUGUGAACGACAGCUCCUACAGGCGGCGGCCGCAUUAUACACCACCACAACAGAAAGUAACGUCCAUUUUGAAAAACAAAGAACAAUAUAGUUAUAAAGCUAAUUCCCAACCUCCUGUUAAUACUCGAGUCGGUCCAGAUACGGGGUCACUCAGUCCGUCGGACACAUCUCCGGGGUCUGAACUUGACCGGCUGACCAAUGCCCAUGACAGUGGUCGGUAUCAUCUGCCGAGUGGCAUGUACACUUUUGCAAAUGAUGGACAUUACUCUCUGCUAGAUUCUUCUAACAAGCAAUACAAAGAUGAGGACUCCAACUCUGACACAGGGCUCAGUUCAAUGCACAGUGACGAGUCCCCUGGUCUAGAAACAUUGGUCUAGACACAGUCUAUUCCUGGUGCAGGCCACGACUAUUCAUGGUCUAGACAGAAUUUAUGUCUGGGCAAUCUAUUCUAGGAGUAGGCACAGUCUGUUUCUGGAAAAGACACGACCUCUUCAUCAUGUAGACACAGCCUAUUCCUGGCAGAGAUACGACCUAUUUCUGGUGUAGAAAACAUUAUUCCUGGUAUAAACGCAGCCUAUUCCUGGUGUAGACACGUGUCUGUUCCUGGCAUAGACGUGGCCUAUUCCUGAUGUAGGCCACGCACACGCUACCUAUUUAAGGUACACACACUGUCUACUCCUGAGGUAGACUGUUUCUAUUUAUCCAAGUAUCUAUAACUGCGACCGUUGUUUUCUCAAGCAACUCUUUUAACUUAAUGCUGACAGUGUUCUUUUCUGGCAUUUUGACGAUAAGAACGUACACGUGUCCUAAUUCCCUGUAGCCUCUGGUGACCGCGUAUAGGGCGAGCGCAAUACUGCCUUCAUCAUCUCAUCACCCAGCUGUAAUAGGGCACACUGAUACAAGAUAUAUCUAUGGUCAGACAGUCCAAAUCAACCGCUUAACAUAUUUUGUAAAAGAUUCAGAAUAACAACUUGCCUAAUUACUUCUCAAAAUACUAAGUUAAAGCACAACGUCAUCUUAUAUAUAAAUUGUCUUUGUUCGAAAGGCUAGAAUAAUCAUGAAUGUUCUGAAAGUUCAAUUCAUUGAAACAUUAUGACUUGAUGAAAUAUUGCAAACUUUACAGCUAGUUACUUUUUGAUAUUGUAUAAACCGCUUUAUCAGAAUCUGACCAAUCAUGAGGCUUUGUUCGAACAGAAAUUUUAACAUAUUACAUGUGACUAAUUGUUCAUAACUGAAGACAAUUCUUCAGAGAUUGUAAACAGGAAAACCUCAUCGCCUUGAAGGUCUGAGUUUAUCAAUAAAGUCUAAGCUUUAAGUUACGUAGCUACGGACUAUUCAGAUCCGUUGUCGUAAGCGAGUUCCUGAAGUUAGAGUGUUGAGGUUUAGCUGCAUGUAAUUUAUCUUUGUAAAAUCCAUUACUAUUCAGUCGAUGCCAAGAACAAAUUAUGCAACCAGGUUUGUUGGUGACAUCGUAUUUAUUUCCGAAACCGGCUUUCAAACAUGUAGCUAGUUAUUUCCAAGUCGAAGUCUGUGUCUACAACAUGUACACGCCUGCCAGAAACCAGUUCUAGAGGGUGUAAAUGUCAUUGAAAAUGACAUUGUAUAAUGUCAUUGCGUGACGUCACAACUCCAGUUGACGUCCACGGAAACCAGCGAUUGCAAUAUUUUUUGUUAUCCAUUUCUCAUCAUCGUUCAUAAAUAUUCAAUACUCUU